Molecule: messenger RNA, 7896 nt
Organism: Cucumis sativus (cucumber)
Lineage: Eukaryota; Viridiplantae; Streptophyta; Magnoliopsida; Cucurbitales; Cucurbitaceae
Biological process (GO): DNA integration
Molecular function (GO): nucleic acid binding; RNA-DNA hybrid ribonuclease activity
Source: RefSeq, a predicted model, not a curated record
AUGGAUGCCUUUGAAAGCAGUAAUUUACAGAUGUGGAGAUUUCAUAGUGUGCCAUUGUUGGGACCGUGGGGAGGUGUUAACUAUACACCAUUGUUAGUUUUGCGUCAAGUUUGGCUCAAACAGUUUAUACCACCAACUCAUAAUUUACAAGACUCUGAUUUUGCAUACGAUCAUGAAGAUUGUCAAAGGAAAAAACAUCGAGCAGUAUGUGCAUGGAAGUCUGUGAGGAAGAUAAAAGACAAAGGACACUAUGAAGGGGUUACUAGUGGAUAUGAGGCGUGGCAGACAAAUAGAAGGAAGAAUGUAAUAUAUACCUUAAGGGAGGUAGUUGAAAGGGUAGAGGAGCCAAGCUCUGAACAACCAGACCAGUGGGUUGAGAAGAUCACUAAAUUAGAGGAGAAAAAUCGACUGUUAGAGCAAGAGAAUGAGAAACUUCAAAAAGAGACGAGCCAAUGGAUAGAUCAUGCGACUUUUUUGCAGAGAGAGCUUGAAAAGACCAAGAGUUUCUUAAAAAACCAAGAUAAAUUAGAAAAGAAUCUUGAGGUGUUAGAUGAAGAGAUGAGGCGAAUGAAUAAGUCGAAUAGAAGUUUGAAAAAUGAAAAGACAAUAUUACAGGCAACAGUAGAAUCACAAGAUGAAUAUAUUAAAGACUUAGAAAACAUGAAGGAAUAUUAUCUCGAGCUUGUCAAUGAUUUGAAAUCGUCAAUUGGUAAACGGGAAGCACAAAUAGUAGAUUUGGAAGUACACAAUUGUUCUCUACGCCAAACUGUCGAUAGCCUACAUGUGAAGAUGGUCGAGCACUCUGAAGAUUAUAAGAUACUGAAAAAUUAUGCUGAUUCCUUACACCAUCAGCUUACUGCAUUUCAAAAUUCAAGUGAGAGAAUAGUGCAAGAAUACAAAUUAUUGAAGACAGAUUACAUGCAAAUGAAGGUUGAUUAUGACUUGCAAAGGAGAGAUUUUCAAACGUUAGUUGAACGUGUAGAUCAAACAAUUGGAUUUCUCAGAAUAGUGUCUAGAAGAGCAAAUGGUUUUGCGGAAUGGGCAGCUGAUUUAAGGAUUAAUUUUUUCUCAAUACGACCACAUUCAGAUGAUCUUAAUAGAUUCUUAAAGAUGAUAUGCAGAGAACUUGGACAUUUUGGAAAAGGAAAAGUCGUCGUAGAAACAGCACAAUCAAGUAAUCCGGUUCAAGACACCGAUGAUCCCAUUUAUCCCCCAGGAUUUACGCCACGCCACAUGAACGCUACACAGUCUCAAACUGCUCAACAUUAUGUUGCUAUGAAUCCACUUUUUGAUGUUCCACCUCCUGUCCCAGAUAUAGAACAAUUGGAAGCUCAGGCUAAAAUUCAAGACAUGGGGCAAAAUGAAAACACUCCGGCUAAGCAAAAACUAGAUGUUUUGGAAGAAAGAUUGCGAGCAAUUGAAGGGACUGAUGUUUAUGGAAAUAUAGAUGCAACACAGUUGUGUUUAGUACCGGGUUUGAUCAUUCCAACAAAGUUUAAAGUUCAAUUUGACAAAUAUGAUGGAUCAUCGUGUCCAAGGAGUCAUCUUAUAAUGUAUUGUAGAAAGAUGGCAGCGCAUAUUGGUAAUGAUAAAUUGUUGAUCCAUUGCUUUCAGGACAGUUUGACUGGUCCAGCUACUCGAUGGUAUAUUCAAUUAGAUAAUGCACACAUUCAUGUUUGGAAGGAUUUAGCUGAUGCAUUUCUAAAGCAAUACAAACAUAAUAUUGAUAUGGCUCCAGAUCGUUUAGACUUACAACGGAUGGAGAAGAAAAGUUCAGAAAGCUUUAAAGAAUAUGCUCAACGAUGGAGAGAUAUAGCCGCAGAGGUUCAACCACCAUUAACAGACAAAGAAAUGACAUUUAUGUUUAUGAAUACUUUGCGGGCGCCGUUCUAUGAUCGAAUGAUUGGUAAUGCUACAACCAAUUUUUCUGACAUUAUUGUUAUUGGUGAAAGAAUUGAAUAUGGGAUAAAACAUGGGAGGUUAAUAGAGACUUCAGCUGAGUAUGGUGGAUUAAAGAAAGGAGCAACACCUAAGAAGAAAGAAGGUGAGGUUCAUGCAAUUGGUUUUCCUAAUUUAGGGAACCACAAAUCAACUUUUGGCCAAAGAAAACAUGACCAAAGUUUUCCUUCAUAUAUAAGCAAUGUUACUCAUAUCCCUUAUAACAACUAUGUACCAACCCACUCUCCCUCUGGAGCCCCAAAACUUGUAAAUUCAAACUUUUCUCGACCGUUUGUACAAGGUCAGGGUAGCAAGACCAACUCAGAAACAUUUCGAUUUGACCCAAUUCCUAUGACAUAUACAGAGCUUUUACCUCAGCUAGUUCAUAAUCGACAGUUAGCUCCUAUCCCAAUAAAUCCUAUACAACCUCCUUAUCCAAAAUGGUAUGAUCCAAAUGCUCGAUGUGAUUAUCAUGCCGGAGGAGUGGGACACUCAACUGAAAAUUGUUUAGCUUUGAAAAGGAAGGUGCAAUCUUUAAUUAAUGCUGGAUGGUUGAGCUUCAAAAAAGCUGGUGAGAAGCCGGAUGUCAACAACAAUCCACUUCCUAAUCAUGAAAAUUCAAAAGUGAAUGCGAUAGAUUGUUUUGUUGGAAAGUGUAAAAAUGAAGUUCAUGAGAUAAGGAUGCCUAUGGAAACACUUUUUGAAGGUCUUUUUGAAGCAGGAUAUGUUAGUUUGGAGUAUUUAGACCCCAAUAUAAGAUACGAAGGAUACGAUGAAGGCAAACGUUGUAUAUUCCAUCAAGGAGUUGCAGGCCACCUAUCCAACGAUGUUAUACUCACAGUAUACGAAGGACAAGGAAAAGAUGAGAUGAAAGACAAUAAAAUAUGUACAUUAAUGGGUGAAGUUGCAAAAAAGGAAAAUCCCUUUUUACCAAGGCCUUUGACAGUCUUUUAUCAAGAAAAUCGUAAUAAAUCAAGUUCUUGCAAUCCUAAACAACUCAUUGUCGAAGUACCGAGUCCUUUCAAAUUUAAGGAUUUGAAAGCGGUGCCAUGGCGGUAUGAUUGCCAAGUCAUUACAGGUCCUUCAGUUGAUAAUAUUACAGGAAUCAGCGGGAUAACUCGAAGUGGAAGAUGUUAUAAACCAGAUAAUUUAACAGCUCCUUCAAGUAGUUUAACAUUGGGGCAAGGGAGGAAAAGUGAGAAAAGAAAUGUGAAUGAACAUGACAAAGAGCAGGAUGUAGAGAUGUCUGUCACAAAAGAUAUAGAAUGCAAAAAACCUGUUACAGAUGAGGCAGCAAACGAAUUCUUGAAAAUAGUAAAACAAAGUGAGUAUAAGAUCAUAGAGCAAAUGCAUAAUACUCCAGCUCGAAUUUCUUUAUUAUCUUUGUUUUUAAAUUCAGAGCCUCAUCGCAAAGUGCUAUUAGAUAUUUUGAAUAAGGCACAUGUUGGACAUGACAUUUCAGUGGAAAAGUUCAGCGGAAUUAUUGGAAGCAUUACGUCUUCAAAUUCUAUAGUCUUCACGGAUGAUGAAACCCCUGAAGGUUUAGGCCAUAUAAAAGCACUGCAUAUUCAAGUGAAGUACAAGGAUUAUGUUAUAGCAAGAGUUUUAGUGGAUAACGGUUCAGCUCUUAAUAUAAUGCCUAAAUCUACACUAUUAAAGCUCCCAGUGGACAUGUCAUACAUCAAAUCAAGUACUAUGGUAGUGAGAGCUUUUGAUGGAUCACGAAGAGAAGUAAUUGGUGACAUUGAAUUACCAAUCAAAAUUGGCCCAUGUACUUUCAAUAUAGUCUUUCAAGUAAUGGAGAUAACACCUACUUACAGCUUUUUGUUAGGUCGUCCUUGGAUUCACUCUGCAGGAGUGGUGCCAUCUACAUUGCAUCAAAAAUUGAAAUUUAUUGUUGGGAGUAAGAUGAUUUGUUUAAUGGGAGAGGAAGAUUUUCUGAUAACAAAACCGAUAUCAACCCCAUAUGUGGAGGCAACAGAAGAAGCUUUAGAGUGUUCUUUUCGCUCUUUUGAAAUUGCUCAUGCAACUAUGAUGGAAGCAACUGCAGGUGAAGUAAUAAAGUCACACAUGCCUAAAGUUACGACAAAAAGGAUGAUGAGAAGUGGAGGAUAUGGUUUGAAUCAAAGCUUGGAAACACUUCUAAAUACACCAAGCAAUGAAGGGAGAUUUGGUUUGGGUUAUAUGCCAAACGUAUAUGAUAAAAUUAGGCUUCAAAAAGAAAAGAAGAAAAGGUGUUUGGAAAAGCAAGGGAUGAUGGUGUUUGAUCCAAGUCUAAAAUUUAUACCAGCAUUAUAUGAUACUUUCAAGAGUGCUGGUAUAAGUUACUCAUCACGUGACUCUGAUUCAAAACAUUGUUUGUUAACAAAGAUGGAGAGUUUAUCAAUUGCAGCAGUGGCACAAGAAGCAUCAUUUGAAGAUGAAACAGUUUAUGCAUGUCCACCUAAUUUUGAGCUUAACAAUUGGGAUGUUUUUCUUUCUUGCAUCUUGCAAAUUAAACACAAAAGUCCAAACUUUUUCAUAGACAACAUUCAUAAGAACGAAGAUGUUAGUAAUUCCAGUUCUACCCUUGAUACCUUAAUAUACACUAUGGAAUCUGACAAAGAGAGUGACGAUGAAAAUGCUGGGAGAAUAUCCUCAGAACUGUUAAGAUUAGUAGAAGAAGAAGAUAAGGUCUUAGGUCCUCACCAAGAGCUAGUUGAAGUAAUCAAUUUGGGUUCUCAGGAGGAAUCAAAAGAGGUAAAAAUUGGCACAUCAAUGACCAGUGAAACUCGAAAAAAAAUAAUCAAUUUGUUACGUGAGUACUCAGAUAUUUUUGCUUGGAGUUAUCAGGAUAUGCCGGGGUUAAAUACGGAUAUUGUAGUACAUCGUGUUCCUUUGAAGCCAGAAUGCAAUCCAGUAAGACAAAAGCUACGUAAAAUGAAGCCUGAUAUAUUGAUUAAAAUGAAAGAGGAAGUACAAAAACAAAUUGAAGCAGGAUUCCUCAUAGUCUCCAAAUAUCCUGAAUGGGUGGCAAAUAUUGUUCCAGUACCUAAAAAAGACGGAAAAGUGAGAAUGUGUGUGGACUAUAGAGAUUUAAAUCGAGCUAGUCCAAAAGAUAACUUCCCUUUACCUCACAUCGACAUGUUGGUGGAUAACACUGCAGGAUAUUCAACUUUCUCCUUCAUGGAUGGUUUCUCAGGAUAUAAUCAAAUCAAAAUGGCUGAAGAAGAUAGAGAAAAAACAACAUUCAUUACCCUUUGGGGAACAUUUUGCUACAAAGUAAUGCCUUUUGGUUUGAAAAAUGCCGGGGCAACAUAUCAGCGAGCAAUGGUUACACUUUUUCAUGAUAUGAUGCAUAAGGAAAUAGAGGUGUAUGUUGAUGAUAUGAUUGCAAAAUCCAAGGCAAAUGAAGAUCAUACAACUAUACUUCAAAAAUUAUUCGAUCGGUUGAGAAAGUAUCAAUUGAAAUUAAAUCCAUCCAAAUGUACAUUUGGGGCAACCUCGGGAAAACUGUUGGGAUUCAUUGUCAGUGAAGAAGGGAUCAAAGUAGACCCAGAUAAAGUGAAGGCUAUCAUGGACAUGCCAUCCCCUGAAACGGAAAAAGAAGUUCGAGCCUUUCUUGGAAGACUGAAUUACAUAUCCAGAUUUAUCUCACAUUUGACCCCAACUUGCGAACCAAUCUUCAAGCUUUUACGUAAAAAUAAUCCAGGAAAAUGGAAUGAGGAUUGUGAAGAAGCUUUCAACAAAAUUAAGCAAUAUCUACAAAGCCCACCUGUAUUGAUACCUCCAGCUCCAGGACGGCCGUUAAUCCUAUACUUGACGGUUUUAGAAGGUUCUAUGGGUGGUGUUCUAGGACAACAUGACUUAUCAGGAAAGAAAGAGCAUGCUAUUUAUUAUUUAAGCAAAAAAUUCACCGAUUAUGAGUCGAAAUACUCAAUGUUAGAGCGAACUUGUUGUGCUUUGGUAUGGACCGCUCACCGUUUGAGGCAAUAUAUGUUAUAUCAUACGACAUGGCUUAUUUCAAAAAUGGAUCCAAUAAAAUACAUUUUUGAGAAACCGUCAUUAUCUGGUAGAAUUGCAAAGUGGCAAGUUUUGUUGUCAGAGUAUGAUAUUGUUUAUGUUACUAAAAAAGCAAUAAAGGGAAGUGCGCUUGCUGAUCAUUUAGCUGCCCAACCAGUAGCAGAUUACGAGCCAAUGAGCGUUGAUUUUCCUGAUGAAAACAUAUUUUUAGUUGAAAAUGAUGCUACGGAUCAUGAGACUUGGAUUAUGCUUUUUGAUGGUGCCUCAAAUGAGUUGGGACAUGGGAUUGGAGUUGUACUAAUUUCCCCAAAAGGAAAGGUAUUUCCCCUAACAGCUAAGUUAUGUUUUGAAUGCACUCACAAUAUCGCUGAAUAUGAAGCUUGUAUUAUGGGACUUCAAGCAGCAAUCGACAUGAGUGUUAAAAAGUUGAAAGUUUUGGGUGACUCAAUGCUAGUAAUACAUCAAGUCAAGGAAGAAUGGGAAACAAGAGAUGCUAAAUGUCCUUAUAGCCAAUACAUUGCAAAAUUAUCUCAAAAUUUUGAGAAAAUUUCAUUUGACCAUGUUCAUAGGGAAGACAAUCGAAUGGCAGAUGCAUUAGCCACCCUGGCAGUCAUGUUUAAUCUUAAUCUUGAGUAUGAGCUUUAUCCAAUCCAAAUUACGAAAAGAGAUGCGCCGGCAUAUUGCAUGAAUAUUGAAAAUGACAACAAGCCAUGGUAUUUUGAUAUCAAGCAAUACAUAAAGUGUAGAGAAUAUCCAUAUGGAGCUUCAAAGAGAAAGCGCACAAUAAGAAGGUUGGCCAUGAACUUUUUCUUAAGUGGUGAAGUUCUUUAUAAAAGAAACCAUGAUAUGGUACUCCUUCGGUGUGUUGAUGUGGAAGAAGCAAAACAAAUUAUGAUAGAAAUUCAUGAAGGAAUAUGUGGAACACAUGCUAACGGACAUACUAUGGCCAGACAAAUACUUAGAUCUGGUUAUUAUUGGACAACGAUGGAAUCAGACUGCAUAAAAUAUGCAAGAGAAUGUAAAAAGUGUCAAAUUUAUAUGGAUAGGAUUCAUGCAGCAGCAUCUCCAUUGCAUGUCUUGUCAGCACCAUGGCCAUUUUCUUUGUGGGGAAUUGAUGUUAUUGGACCCAUUGAUCCUAAAGCCUCAAAUGGUCAUCGUUUUAUUCUUGUAGCCAUUGAUUACUUCACUAAAUGGAUAGAGGCGGCAUCUUACUGCAAUGUUACAAGAGGAGUGGUACUCAAGUUUAUCAAAAAAGAGUUGAUCUGUCGUUAUGGUCUACCAGAGGGUAUUAUUACAGAUAAUGCCAAGAACCUUAAUAACAAAAUGAUGGACGAACUUUGUGAGAAAUUCAAGAUCAAUCACAGAAAUUCGACUCCAUAUCGCCCCAAGAUGAAUGGGGCAGUUGAGGCAGCCAACAAAAAUAUUAAAAGAAUCAUUGAGAAGAUGACAACAACAUACAAAGAUUGGCAUGAAAUACUACCGUUUGCAUUGCAUGGAUAUCGCACAUCAGUUCGUACUUCAACAGGGGCAACACCAUUUUCUUUGGUUUAUGGUAUGGAAGCUGUCCUACCUUUAGAAGUUGAGAUACCUUCAUUGAGAGUUCUCAUGGAAGCUAAGUUAGAUGAAGCUGAAUGGAUAAGAGGUCGUUAUGAGCAGUUGAAUUUCAUUGAAGAAAAACGUUUGACAGCAUUAAGUCAUGGACAACUUUACCAAAAAAGACUAAUGCGAGCAUACAAUAAAAAGGUACACCCUCGAAGUUUUCGAGAAGGAGAUUUAGUGUUAAAAAGGAUACUUCCAUUUCUAAAGGACCAUCGAGGAAAAUGGACUCCUAAUUAUGAAGGUCCGUUCGUGGUAAAAAAGGCAUUUUCAGGAGGAGCUUUACUUUUAACCAAUAUGGAUGGUGUUGAGUUAAAAAAUCCGGUGAAUUCAGAUUAUGUUCGAAGAUACUAUGCGUGA